AUGCCUUCAUAUGCUAAAUUCCUUAAAGAUAUCUUGUCUAAUAAGAAAAAUCUUGAGAAUAAUGAAAUCGUUAUUCUUACUUCUGAGUGUAGCAGUAUUAUUCAAAAUAACACGCCUCUUAAGUAUUAUGUUGUUCCUUCACAGGAGGAACCACAAAACAACAUUGUUGCCCCUGCCACCAACCAAAACGAUUUCGAAUUAAAACCUUCGCUGUUAUUAGUCGUUCAACAAAACCAAUUUUCAGGUAGUCCUAUAGAGAAUCCAAACUUACAUUUAUCAAUGUUUGUGCAGUACACAAACAUAGUGAAAGCAAAUGGUGUCAGUCCCGAAGUUAUUAGACUACGUCUUUUGCCUUUUUCCUUAAGAGAUAGAGCUAGAGCUGGCGAUGCUCUAAUGGACAAACCAUGUGAUGAAGCAUAUGAACUCAUAAAGAACAUGGAUCAAAAUCAUUUAUAA
Molecule: messenger RNA, 456 nt
Organism: Lathyrus oleraceus (garden pea)
Lineage: Eukaryota; Viridiplantae; Streptophyta; Magnoliopsida; Fabales; Fabaceae
Exons: 2
Coding region: 1-456 (151 amino acids)
Source: RefSeq, a predicted model, not a curated record